Penicillium alfredii is the source of this 2511-nucleotide messenger RNA. RefSeq lists its product as uncharacterized. The transcript has 2 exons. The record is from RefSeq and is a predicted model, not a curated record. Gene Ontology annotation, cellular component: TORC2 complex. Lineage: Eukaryota; Fungi; Ascomycota; Eurotiomycetes; Eurotiales; Aspergillaceae. Gene Ontology annotation, biological process: TORC2 signaling. The coding region runs from base 1 to 2511 and encodes 836 amino acids.
AUGACCUCGUCUGUUCGCUCUCCCAAUUCGCCGGGGCGUCUGGCUCGAGCACCCGUUCCUGCCCAUCGCCAUCCCCAGCCGCCCCCGGUUUCGGAUGAUGAAGAUGACGACUCCGAUGAAGACGAAUUGGCACCCCCGGAUCUUCCGGCAGUGAUGCCUCCUCCAACAAUUCUGCGGCGGGUUACUUCUCCCCUAACCCGCGGUCUGCCUCCGCUACCUCUUCGCCCGCACGCCCGAUGCCUCCAGCCCAGGACUCGUCUGGCCGGCGGCCGUCCGGUCGAGGCCCGUCAGCUGAGCUGCCGCGGAUUCGAUCGAGACACCAUUCGCAAGGCUUCUUUGAGCCGUCCCUACCGACAGCCUCGUCCGACCAGGUGCCGACGGUGUCCGCUUCCCGGAUUGCCGCCCAGGCAGCCAUGCAGCAGACCAAGCGCCCCCAAACCGUUGCUAGCCCACUUGACGAGGGCCCGCGCCCACGCCGGAGUGGAAGCGCCUCCCCCUCCGCUCAUGCCCGCUCCGCUGCGUGUCAACCAGCCAUCGCCAGCCCCUCCCCAGCCCCCACCAGGGAACGUAGCCACAACAGCCGCCAACGUGGUGUUCCCGCGAGCCGGGGCCCAACCGCCACAGCAACAACCCGAGAAACAGAAAAAGAAGAGGCUCUUCUCUAAGCCAAAGCACAUCGGGAUCAGUCGGGACAAAGACCCGUUCAGCAAAGACCGCGGCCUGCCGUCCCCGAGCAAGAUGAGCGGGCUGUCCCGCAUGGUCAGCGCGUCUACCACCACUCUGGCUGAUCUACCAUCCAAUAAUUCUUCCAUGUACAACUUGUCCAAUGCCUCUGUGAGCACGGUUGUGCCCGCCGAUCGACCUCCGGCCCCGGAAAAGGAAAAGGACAAGGACAAGGAUAAACACAAGCACCACUUUCUGUCCCGGCCGAAACUUAAACUCAAAGAUCGCGGCGGCGAUGAUAAUUAUAAUCUGCCGCUGUCAUCAGCUGCAAGUAACUCCCGUCCAGCCGAUCCUAAUGCCCCCCAGUCUCUUUACUCUUUUACCGGCCCUGCAACUCCGGCCCCCGGGACGGCCUUUGGCAAAUCCGUCAGCGGGCUGGACAUCCUGCAUGGCGGGCGGGCCCUCCGUGAGAAGAAGAAGGAGGAAAAGGCACUGGCAGAAUCUGAGCAGAUGGAAUGGCUGGCCUAUUCUAACGGCGGCGUCCCAACGCCGGGCGCGACGGGUCCUUCUUCGCUAGGCAAUCCAGGAGGUCCCUUGGGCGAGGCUCUACUGCGCGAGACAUUGCAGGGAUUUGGGCUGAACAACAUGAGCCCGGAAGACGCGUGGGACUUUCUCAAGGCAAAACUGCUCGUUAUCUUCGACGGCGAGGAUGUACGGAUUGCGAUUGAAGACCUCAACAAGCUCGUCCUGGUACAUCUGCAGCGCUGUGUGCAAAAACGUGACCCCACUACUGUUAUCACCGACUUACAAGAACUUCUCGAAACCGGAUUCGCUACGUUGAACCACAGCUCCUUGAUGGGUAUCCUAGACGAGAAACUGAUACCGCAUCUGGUACAGAUCUGGAUGUUGGUGUUCGGCACGAUCCUACCCUUCAUUCAAGCCGUAUUCCUGCCGCUGGACCUCGAGUUCAAAGGAUGCGGGUCUCUAAUGACCAGCCGCGAGGCCCAAGAAUUCUGGGGUGCGCUGCCAGUAGGCGGGUCCUUGGAAGUACGCAAUCUGGUAUUGAUGGCUUUCCGGGACCGGAUUAUCCUCAAUCGCUACGACACCUUGAAGGCGACGUUCUCUCGGCUUAGUCUCGACAGCAUUAACUCUGGUUUCCCCACGCUCAGCGUCACAGCCAAAAGCACCGGCACCGGUGGCCGCCCGGGCACCGCCGCGUCUCUGGACGCCGGCCCCGGCAGCUACACCUCACAAUUUUCGACCCUUCUCAACACCGGGUUUACAGACACCGACUCAAUGAGCGGUCUCGCACAACACCCGCGACCCCCGAGCAGCGACUCCCGCAGCCGCGCCACCUCCAACACCUCGUCCAACCCAGACCCACUCAUAUUUCAGUCUGUCUCCUCGCCCCCGACCUCUCACCAACGGCCUACAAUCAUCCACCGCGGCGGCACACCGGAUGUGUCGCACGUCAUCACCGAAACAGUUGGCCGCAUGCUGCAGUGUGUCAGCGUCCUGGCCAGCGUGCAGACAGAUGAUCCCGCCCAGGAGAGGAUCGAAGUACUCAGCAAAGCCCUGAAACACAAUUGGCUCGGCCGCGGCCGCACUGGCCGUGACCGUCGUGGGUUUGUUGGAGCCAAGAUCCGGCCUGUGAUGGUUGGCGGCCCGCCCGCCAUCGAUGACACCGAGUCCCUGACCACUGCGGGAAUUAGUAUUGGUGCGAGCACUAGUGCCAGCGAAUCUCGAGCCCGCGGAGACUCGUCCUCGUCGGAGUGGAGCUCGGGGCUGCCGCCUGGAAUGGGGAUGAGUGUGCGGAGCGGAGGUCGCCGCGAGCUGAGUGUGCUAUGA